AUGAACAAGGCCAGGCAAUUGUUUACAGCAGAUGUGACUCCUUCAGGCUCUAACUUCACCUACGUGUGUGAUCCUACAAGGGCUUCUGCUCUGGGACUUGAAAUUGCAACCUAUCCAUUUUGUGACACCUCUAUUCCCUAUAGUGCAAGAGCAAAGGAUUUAGUGAGCCGAAUGACACUCGAGGAGAAGGUGCAGCAGAUACGAAAUACUGCAGGAAGAGUGCCUAGACUGGGGCUACCUUUUUAUGAAUGGUGGAAUGAAGGACUCCAUGGCGUAGCCAAUACCGAUCCGGGAACGAUCUUUGAUGAUCUAAGAAUUUCAACAGAAGCAAGAGCAAUAUACAACUUAGGACGUGGUGGAUUAACAUACUGGAAUCCAAAUAUGAACGUGGUAAGAGAUCCUAGAUGGGGCAAAGCCAUGGAGACUCCAGGGGAAGAUCCUUUUAUUGCAACAACGUAUGCAGUUAAUUAUGUGAGAGGACUACAGGAUUUUGAGGGAACAAGAAAGCACAAAGAUUUGGAUUCGGCGCCUCUCAAAAUUUCUGCAUGUUGCAAGCAUUAUGUAGCCUAUGAUCUCAAAAACUGGCAAGGAAACGAGCGCUACAGAUACGAUGCUAAGGUGACAGAGCAAGAUAUGGCAGAGACAUACGUUGGGCCCUUUGAAACGUGUGUUAAAGAUGGUUUUGCUAGCAGUCUUAUGUGCUCCUAUAACGCCAUCAAUGGCAUACCUACAUGUGCCGAUCCAAAACUCUUAAAUCAAACCGUCAGGGGACAAUGGAACUUUCAAGGGUAUAUCGUAUCAGAUUGUGAUGCUGUAAAAGACAUCGCAGUUAACGAUAAAUAUAUCGGUGACACGUCUGAGGAUGCAAUAGGAACUGAUUUGAACUGUGGAGAUUACUACCCGAAGUACGCAGUAAAUGAAGUGAAGCAAGGAAAGGUGAAGGUUGAAGAUAUAGACAGCAACAUCGAGUUGGCCGCAGAAGCUGCAAGACAAGGAAUAGUCCUACUGAAGAAUGAUAAUGGAAGUUUUCCUUUCAGCUCAGCUAAUAUAAAAAAUCUAGCUGUGAUCGGACCACAUGCUAAUGCUACCUACAAUAUGCUUGGAAAUUAUGCAUUUGAUGCCUGGCGUCCUUCAGGAAGACCAUGCCGCUUCACUACUCCUAUUGAUGGAUUAUCAGCGUAUGCAACUGUGAGUCAUGCAGCAGCCCUUGAUACCGCAAAAACUGCUGAUGCCACUGUUUUGGCUAUAGGGUUAAACGCAUCGAUCGAGACUGAAACUACUGACAGAGUGGAUCUCCUCCUUCCUGCACCCCAAAUCGAGCUUAUUAAGCGAGUUACCGGAGUCUCCAAAGGCCCAGUUAUCAUUGUACUUUACUGUUCUGGAAGUGUUGACAUCGAUUUUGUUUAUGAUGUCCCUCAAAUUAAAGCCAUCCUAUGGGCCGGAUAUCCUGGAGAAGAAGGUGGUCGUGCCAUUGCAGACAUUAUUUUUGGCCAAUAUAAUCUCGUCGGCAAGUUUCCAGGACGAACAUAUAGAUUCUUCGAUGGACCCACAGUUUUCCCCUUCGGCUAUGGCCUGAGUUACACAAGAUUCACCUACAAGCUAACAUCCUCCAUCAAUUCAGUCUCCGUAAGGUUUGAUAAAUCUACCAAGUGCCGCGACAUCGAAUACAGUAACAAGGGGACCAAGCCUGAAUGUCCUGGAGUUUUAACAGAAGAGUUGAAAUGUAAAGAACAUUUCCGAUUUGAAAUUUUAGUCCAUAAUGUUGGUAGCAGAGAUGGGUCUGAAACAGUGUUGGUCUACUCCAAACCCCAACAAGGUUUCAUCGGAACUCAUUUGAAGCGGGUGAUUGGAUUUCAAAAAGUUUUUGUACCCAUUGGCAGUAGCCGAAAGGUGAAGUUUGUGCUGAAUGCUUGCAAGAGUUUAGCCAUCGUAAACUAUGCUGCGUAUACUCUUUUACCAUCCGGUAGCCACUCUAUCGCAGUUGGAGAUGGAGAUGGCGCAGUUACGUUUCCUGUUCGAGUCACCUUGGGUAGCAAUAACAGUUUUAGUAUUGGUCAAGACACGGUGAAGAAAAAUUAG
Dovyalis caffra is the source of this 2079-nucleotide messenger RNA. NCBI's taxonomy places the organism in Eukaryota, Viridiplantae, Streptophyta, Magnoliopsida, Malpighiales, Salicaceae. The record is from the annotation of a GenBank genome assembly.